This is a messenger RNA of Oppiella nova, 1185 nucleotides long. The record is from the annotation of a GenBank genome assembly. Lineage: Eukaryota; Metazoa; Arthropoda; Arachnida; Sarcoptiformes; Oppiidae.
AUGUGGUGGACAUAUCGUGUGGUAAUAACCACGUACUGGCGCUCACAGAUGUCGGACAUGUGCGAUGGCACCGAUAUUAACAAUACACUCCCGAUUAGAGUGAAGGGUCCUCUCGAGUCGUGUCGUAUUGUGUCCAUUGCCUGCGGAACCAACCAUUCAAUGGCGGUGUCGGAUACAGGAGCUGUCUAUUCAUGGGGCUAUAAUGGCUGUGGACAGUUGGGUUUAGGCAAUCACACAAGUCAAUUAUCCCCGGUGCUAAUCACACAUUUGGAUAACAUUUGCAUAUGUCGUGUAGUUUGUGUUUGUGGUAUACAUCACACAAUGGUUUUAUCCAAAGAUGGGAUUAUCUAUACGUUUGGACAGUGCGAUAGGGGACAGUUGGGCACCGGCAACACGCAGAACCUAUCAAUGCCGGUGCCAAUAGAUAAUAGUUUUGGGAGAUUCAGUGAUCUCGCAUCCAAUCGGGCGACCCAUAUGUCAGCGGCGGUUACAAUGGAUGGCCGGUGCUAUGUAUGGGGUGAAUGCCAACCCCCACACGGAAACGUAUUAUCGCCUAUGAAGACGAGUUAUGAGUCACUGCACGACGUGUUUGCCGUUUACUCGACGCCUACCGUUACUAAUGAAAUGGUGGUAUUGAGUGAUGUGUCGGACAACCCAGUGAUGGCUCGUUUGGCUCAAGCCUUCGACGACCCAAACACCAGUAACUUCAGGAUCAUUGUCGAGGGAAAGCCUAUUCAUGUCCACAACGACAUACUCCGCAUACAAUGUCUACACUUUAGGGCUAUGUUUGACAAUUGGCCGGAAGGUGUCAAAGAGGAACUGGAGGUCUUGACUGAAUACUCGUAUGUGGUUUACGAGGCAUUCCUCCGAUACCUAUACACGGGUGAGGUAUGUGUGGCACCGGAGGCUGGGAUCGAGUUAUUAGAUUUGGCCGAAUCUUACUGCGAGACUGACCUCAAGUCAAAGUGCGUCCGACUUAUUCGCACCGGUAUUUCAGUCGAAAACGUUUUAACGAUUUAUUCGGCUGUCCUUAAGUACGAGAUCCCGGAGCUCGAGGACCUGUGCUUUAUAUACGCGUUGGCACACUUAACACAAGUGACACAAACCAAGGCCUUUAAGGACAUGGAUCCUAGAAUAUUCAAGGCCUUUAUUAUUAAGGCCUCUAAAAAGGGUGCUUUCAAAUAG